CAAGACGUCGACACAAACCAAAUCUUUCACUUCUUAUUAAUUCCUUCUUUUUCUCGAACCCUCCUCUUGCUGACAAUUCCACCCACCUCCUUCCUUUUUAUCCUUUCUCUUUUAUAUUAUAUUAUCUUCUUCAUCAUCAUCAUCUUCUUCUUCUUCUUUCUCUCUCUAUUAUUGUGUGUGUCAUUGUUUUGCAUUAUUGUUAUAUAACCUAACAGCAGCAGCCGACACCAAAAGAAAGAAGACAAACAUCAUCAUCAACGAUCAAAAAGAUCCAAUUUUUAAGACACCCUUGUUACUUUUUUCAGGUUUUAAUUUGAUCGAUCUAGAGUGUUAUGUAUAUGUGUGUUUUUCAUGAGGUGGGUUUUUGAGAAUGAACGUAAAGUUUUGAUCUUUUCUUGUUUUUAUGUUUGUGGGGGGUGUGGCAAUGAGUGAGGAUAAAAGCGAUCAGUUUUGAAAUGAGGAUACUUUGUGAUUCUUGUGAAAGUGCUGCAGCAACUUUGUUUUGUGCUGCUGAUGAGGCUGCCCUUUGUGCAACUUGUGAUACAAAGGUACACAUGUGCAAUAAGCUAGCGAGCCGUCAUGUAAGGGUUGGCCUAGCAAAUCCAAGUGAAGUUCCUCGCUGUGAUAUAUGUGAAAAUGCACCAGCUUUCUUUUACUGUGAGAUAGAUGGUAGUUCCUUGUGUUUACAAUGCGACGUGAUUGUUCAUGUUGGAGGUAAAAGAAUGCACAAGAGAUAUCUUCGGCUGAGGCAGAGAGUUGAGUUCCCAGGGGAUAAACAAAAUGAUGUUAAGGACCUGAAUGUAAAACCAAUGGAACAAGUUGAGAAAGUGAGAAGCCAGAAUGAAGAAAGGGGUGAGAUUGAGAAGCAUCAAGAGUUGAGGGUCUCAGAUGUUAAAAAAGAUUAUUCAAAUGGAGAUGGGCAUUCCAAGCGGCCUAAUAAAGUAAUUGAUUUAAACAUGUAAUGCCCUUCAAAAAAAUAAAAAAUAAAAAAGAUGCUUAAUUUUGUUUUUGGGAAUUUUCCAGCAUUAAGGUGGGAAACAUUUUUCAAACGUUUUAAGUUUAGGAAAUGAGGUUGAAAUGCUAUCUCUACCGUUAUAAAUUUUAUUUUUGUAACUGAGCCCAAGGCAAAGCCAAGUUCCACUGUAUUGUUCUUUCUUCAAGUUAAUGCUUAUAACAAAGGCACCUGUUCUUAUCUAUAA
Benincasa hispida (wax gourd) is the source of this 1199-nucleotide messenger RNA. RefSeq names its product B-box zinc finger protein 18-like. The record is from RefSeq and is a predicted model, not a curated record. Gene Ontology annotation, molecular function: zinc ion binding. Lineage: Eukaryota; Viridiplantae; Streptophyta; Magnoliopsida; Cucurbitales; Cucurbitaceae. Gene Ontology annotation, cellular component: nucleus. Gene Ontology annotation, biological process: regulation of DNA-templated transcription; photomorphogenesis.